Messenger RNA from Elephantulus edwardii (Cape elephant shrew), 909 nucleotides. RefSeq names its product steroid-5-alpha-reductase, alpha polypeptide 1 (3-oxo-5 alpha-steroid delta 4-dehydrogenase alpha 1) (gene SRD5A1). Lineage: Eukaryota; Metazoa; Chordata; Mammalia; Macroscelidea; Macroscelididae. The record is from RefSeq and is a predicted model, not a curated record. The transcript is spliced from 6 exons. The coding region runs from base 1 to 909 and encodes 302 amino acids. Gene Ontology annotation, biological process: steroid biosynthetic process. Gene Ontology annotation, molecular function: 3-oxo-5-alpha-steroid 4-dehydrogenase activity.
AUGGAGUUCAGCGAGCGGGAGCUGCUGGACGCGCUGGCCGGCCUUCUGGCUGUGCUCGGCUGCUUCACCAUGCUGCUGCUGCAGCGCUAUGGCACGUCGUAUGGUCGGUACUCGUCGUCCAGCUGGUGCUGGCAGGUGCCGGCGCGGCUGGCGUGGGUGCUGCAGGAGCUGCCCUCGCUGGCCCUGCCGCUGCUCGAGUGCGCCCUCGCUGACCACCACCUGCGCCGCGCACCCAACGCCCUGCUGCUGGCCAUGUUCAUCAUCCACUACGCACACCGCACGUUGAUCUUCCCGUUUCUGAUCCGAGGUGGAAAGCCGACGCCACUCCCAACCUUUGUGCUGGCAGUCCUGUUCUGCAUCUUCAACGGCUACCUGCAAGGCAGAUUCCUGAGCAGAUACGCGGACUAUCCUGCCGACUGGCUCACAGACCCCCGCUUUGUGACCGGCUUUGUCUUGUGGUUAGCAGGCAUGGUGAUGAACAUCCAUUCGGAUUACAUUCUAAGGAAUCUCAGGAAACCAGGGGAGACUGGAUACAAAAUACCAAGGGGAGGCCUGUUUGAGUACGUGACGGCAGCCAACUACUUCGGGGAAAUCGUGGAGUGGUUUGGCUACGCGAUGGCCACCUGGUCUGUCCAAGGCGCUUCCUUCUCACUGUUCACCUUCUGUGUGCUCUCCUCCCGAGCACAGCAGCAUCACCGUGCCAGCCAGAAUGCCGCAGUGCCAGCCAAGAAGAGACCCAGCAAGAGCAACAGUCUGCCAGCCACCAUGGAACUCCAGAGGAGCAAACACCGUGUGACAUCAGAGGAGCCACGACUACCUGCCACUCUCCACAACCACAACUCAGCCCCGCCACAGUCCUGUGACCUCAGGGCACCACCUCAGAUCCAGCCAUCACCCUUGGAGCUAUAA